CUGCACCAAGGCCGCCAGUGGAAGGGAGCAGUGGGUUUUGCUGUUUGAGAUGCAGGGACAGCGCACCUGGGAGAAAGCCUACCAGCAUCACCGGAGAAAGGUCCAGGAUGCCCAGCCCCUCGUGGACACUCGCGCCCCACUGAGCCUCAGCCACCUCCGCCUGAAACUCAAGAAGCUGAAGCUCGAGGAGGAACGUCUCGCGGUCAUCGACAGGGAUAACCGCUUGCUGCUGGAGAGGGUGUCCUGCAUCAUGAGGACCAGGGGACAGACUGAGAAAGAAACAACUGCACAUGUAAGAGACGAGGUGGCCACUCCCAGCCUCGUGCUGGUGCUGCUUUUUCCCAACCACAUUGUUUUUUACCCAAAGUGCAGUUCUCUGUAG
Messenger RNA from Acinonyx jubatus (cheetah), 382 nucleotides. RefSeq names its product CFAP97 domain containing 2 (gene CFAP97D2). The transcript has 4 exons. Bases 50 to 382 code for a protein of 110 amino acids. NCBI's taxonomy places the organism in Eukaryota, Metazoa, Chordata, Mammalia, Carnivora, Felidae. The record is from RefSeq and is a predicted model, not a curated record.